Messenger RNA from Glycine soja, 2532 nucleotides. Its product is annotated as glucosidase 2 subunit beta-like. The transcript is spliced from 17 exons. Lineage: Eukaryota; Viridiplantae; Streptophyta; Magnoliopsida; Fabales; Fabaceae. Gene Ontology annotation, cellular component: glucosidase II complex. Gene Ontology annotation, biological process: N-glycan processing. The coding region runs from base 233 to 2149 and encodes 638 amino acids. The record is from RefSeq and is a predicted model, not a curated record.
GGUUGGGCAUGGCCCAUCUUAAAUUACAGUUGCUUCUCGAAUCUCAUUUUGACACUACAAUAGGCCAUAGUCGGAAACCGCAAGGUCGCUCCGCUCGCGUCGCCGCAUAACACAACUUCCAAUUUUCACAACCACCACCAUUUAACACUUGAUCUAACUACUCAUUAGCUCACUCAUUAGUAUCAUUAUUCCCAUUUUCAAUUUUCAAUUCACCUUCUUCCUCUGCCAGAACAUGAAGCUGCUGCGUCUUCGAAUCCUCCUCAUUGCUCUGCUUCUCAUGUUGUGCGCCCCAUUUUCAUCUUCUUCCAAACCCAAAGACCCCUUCCUCGGCGUCGCCCCCGAAGAUGACGACUAUUACAAGUCUUCCGAUGUAAUAAGGUGUAAAGAUGGAUCCGGAAAAUUCACCAAGGCUCAGUUCAAUGAUGAUUUCUGCGAUUGUGCUGAUGGCACCGAUGAACCUGGUACAUCGGCAUGUCCUGGUGGAAAAUUCUAUUGUCGGAAUGCAGGACAUUCUCCUGUUUACUUGUUUUCAUCUAGAGUGAACGACGGAAUUUGUGAUUGCUGUGAUGGAACCGAUGAAUACGAUGGUCAAGUAAAGUGUCCAAAUACCUGCUGGGAGGCUGGUAAAGUUGCUAGAGACAGACUGAAAAAAAAGAUUGCCACUUAUCAAGAGGGUGUCAAAUUGCGAAAGCAAGAAAUUGAACAAGCUAAAGUAGCUAUGGAGAAGGAUGAGGCCGAACUUUCAAAAUUAAAAAAGGAAGAAAGUAUACUUAAAGGGAUCGUGAAACAGCUAAAGGAUCAUAAAGAACAAAUAGAUAAGGCAGAGGAGGAGGAGCGUUUACAGAAAGAAAAAGAAGAGAAGCAGAAAAGGGAGUCUGAGGAGAAGGCUAAUGAAGCAAAAGAUAAAGCUGAUGAAGAUACAGAGCAUAGAAAUGAAGCUGAAAAGCAUUCAGAUAUUGAAGACAAUACUCUAGAAAAUAACCAUGAUAAAAUAGAAAAUCUAGAGGGUUCUCCUGCGGAUCAGGAUGAAGCAGGGGACAAAUUAGCAGAUGUACUUGAUGAUGAUGAUGAUGAUGAUGAUGAUGAUGAAGCCAGUGAUAGUCAUGGGAGUGAAGGAUCUUUGCAUAAUAAAGUGGAAGAGAAUGCAAAAGAAGCUGAGGAAGAACCUAUUGUUAAAUCUGAAACUGAUAUAAAGGUCAGAAACAAAGAGUCUUCUGAUGAAAUCAUCAAUAAGGGGAAUGAUGCAUCUGAAAAUACUGAGGGAUUAUCAAGGGAAGAAUUGGGCCGGCUUGUUGCUUCACGUUGGACAGGAGAAAAUACUGAUAAGCCAAGUGCUGAACCUGAUACAACAUUAGACAAUGAAGAUCGGGAAGAUCCAAAGGGGAAAAAUAAUGAGGAAUAUGAAGGCUAUGCUUCUGAAACUGAUGAUGACAACAACAAAUAUGAUGAUGACAGCCACAAAUACGACGAUGAAGAUGAAGUUGAUGAUGAAUAUCGAGAGGAUGAGCAUGAUGACCUUUCUUCCUCCUACAAAUCUGAUUCUGAUAAUGAACCAGACUUGUCAGAUAAUCCUUCUUGGUUAGAGAAAAUACAGAGAACUGUACGCAAUAUUUUUCAGGUUGUUAAUUUAUUCCAGGCUCCAGUGAACCAGACAGAUGCUGCUCGUGUACGCAAGGAAUAUGAUGAAUCAAGUGCCAAGUUGUCGAAAAUACAGUCUAGAAUAUCAAGUCUGAAGCAAAAGCUAAAACAUGAUUUUGGUCCAGCAAAGGAGUUUUAUUCAUUCUAUGAUCAUUGCUUUGAGGGCAAGGAGAACAAGUACACUUACAAAGUCUGCCCCUAUAAGCAGGCUUCUCAGGAGGAGGGUUAUUCCAAUACCCGUUUGGGGAGCUGGGACAAAUUUGAGGAUUCGUACAGAGUAAUGGUGUUUUCUAAUGGUGAUAAAUGCUGGAAUGGUCCAGAUAGGAGUUUGAAGGUCAAGUUAAGAUGCGGGUUGAAAAACGAGAUUACUGAUGUAGAUGAACCAAGCCGUUGCGAAUAUGUAGCUGUAUUAUCUACCCCGACCCUUUGCCAAGAGGAAAGGCUGAAGGAGUUACAACUCAAACUAGACCUUUUGAAUUCGGAAAUACCAGCAAACCAUGACGAGUUGUGAACAACCGGGACAGAUUUUAACUGGUAGUAUGAUGAUCAUAGAGCAAAUGAAGAAGUGGUGCCCUAAGUUUUGUAUGCUAGAGCUUACACAAAUAUGAUAUCGGGUGAGGUUAGGGAGAGGCUAGAAGCUGAUUUGACUUGGGGUUGGUAAUCCUUGUGGUUGUCCAAGUUUGCAACAUUCUAAUAUGACUCAUCCCGCACAUUUUUCCUUUAUUGAACUCAAUUACGAAAUGGUCUGUGUGCCUCUCCUUGAAAUUGUCCAUUCCAUACCAAAGGAUGGAUAUUUAUACUAUGCAAGAUACUGGACAGUCAGAAUUUCUUGAGCCAAAAUUAUUUGUUGGAAUGAGUUCACGUUAUUAUUGAUUCUUACAUGGAUUUGUGCCA